Molecule: messenger RNA, 1467 nt
Organism: Dacryopinax primogenitus
Lineage: Eukaryota; Fungi; Basidiomycota; Dacrymycetes; Dacrymycetales; Dacrymycetaceae
Product: general substrate transporter
Exons: 7
Coding region: 1-1467 (488 amino acids)
Biological process (GO): carbohydrate transport; transmembrane transport
Cellular component (GO): membrane
Molecular function (GO): carbohydrate:proton symporter activity
Source: RefSeq, a predicted model, not a curated record
AUGGCCCACUACUCAUCCUACAACAUCCUCAUCAUCCUCAUCCUCACCCUCGGCUCGAUCUCCUACGGCUACGCAUUCAGCGUGACCUCCAACACGCUAGGCCAGCCCGGGUUCCUACACUAUUUCGGGCUAGACACCGAUCCCGGGUACGCUAACUCCAUCGAGGGCGCUAUCAAUGGGCUCUUUUCUGCCGGAGGGACGUUCGGCGCUCUCCUAGUAGGGUGGAUGAACGACGCCCACGGGAGGAAGAAGACGAUGAACCUCGCUGCAGUAAUAUGUAUUGUCGGGAGCGCGCUGCAGGCCGGCUCGGUGGGCGUGACCAUGUUCCUCGUCGCGAGGUUUGUGACAGGGUGGGGGAUAGGAAUGAUGGUUGUCCUCAUCCCGAUCUUCCAAGCUGAGGUGUCGCCUCCCACGUCCAGGGGCCUCCUGGUAGGGCAACACGGCUGGGUCGGCGUGGGCACGUUCUACUCCUCAAACCUAAGUUUCCAAUGGCGCUUCCCUAUAGCCGUCUCCUGCCUCUGGCCAGCAGCACUGCUCCUCUUCAGCCCCGGCGUGCCAGAGUCACCUCGUUGGCUACUGCUCAAAGGCAGGCAAGCCGAAGCCUGGGCCAUCAUCUCCCGUCUUCACAGCCGACCUAACGACCCCGACCAAAGUUACGCCCAAGCCGAGUUUCGUCAGAUGUCCCAGCAAGUGCUGCUCGACCAAGCGGCGUGGGAGCGCGGAGGGGGCCCGUGGCAGGUCGUCACCAAGCCUUCGUAUAGAAAACGGAUGUGGAUGGGGUUCUUUACUCAGUAUGCGGCGCAGACGACGGGGGCGAUGGUCGUUUACAAUUACAUCGUAUUGCUGUAUGAAGACCUUGGGUAUACGGGAGCGACGGUCCUCAUGCUCGGAGCGGGGUACGUCACUGUCGCCGCUGCCGCCAACUUCCUCGCGUCGUUCAUAAUGGACUACCUCGGCCGAUGUUCCAUUCUGAGCAGCGAAGUCAUUGGCCUGAGCGGGUGUAUGCUCAGCCUAGCCUGCGAGAGCGCCAUGACGGCGCAAUACGCGGGCACGUCGAACAAAGCCGGGAACGCCUGGGGCGUCGUGUUCAUCUUCAUCUUUAUCUUCUUCUACGCCGGGGGGAUAGACGCGACGUCCUACGUGUACUGUUCCGAGAUCUUCCCGACGCAUAUCCGGAGUCAGGGCAUGGCGUUCUCCAUGCUUGGCACGUUUUUGUCCACUGUCGCGUACCUCGAUGCUGCUCCGACCGCGCUGGCGAGGAUUGGAUGGUGGUACUAUGUGUUUUUUAUAUGUAUGACGGCGGUGAAUAUCGGUGUGAUGUGGUGGGUUUUCCCCGAGACUAAAGGGCUGUCGCUGGAGGAGAUUAAUGGGACGUUCGGGGAUGAGGUUGUCUCGCCUCUGGAGGAGGAAAAAGAAGUUUUCCGAGAUGAACGAACAACUAAAAUUACACGAAAUGAUGGAAAGUAG